This is a messenger RNA of Lactuca saligna, 495 nucleotides long. Lineage: Eukaryota; Viridiplantae; Streptophyta; Magnoliopsida; Asterales; Asteraceae. The record is from the annotation of a GenBank genome assembly.
AUGUGGUGUCUAAGCCUAUUUCUUUCUGAUUUAAGCUCUCAUGUUUGGAGGAAUGUUUUCCCUCAUGUUAGUACCAUUCUGGGCAACUCUCAUUGGGUGGUAGGUGCUGGUAACAUCAGCUUUAGCAUGGCUAACUGGGGUGCUGGUGCUUUUUCUGUGCAGAAUGUGGAUCUUAAGACUCCUUUUAGAGAAGUUAUUCAAUCUGCUGAUUUUUCUACCUUAGUUCUGCCUAGCUUAUCCACAGAGGCUCAAUCUAUUUUGCUUUCUGCAAUUGCUGCCGAAAUGGGGCAACUGCAAAAUGAGAUUGAAGAGCGCCGUAGAGUGCUAAACCUCUUUUUUAGGAGUGUGAGAACACUGGAUCCCACCUGGAAAGAAGCGCGCAUUCGCGCUGCCAGAGAGCGUAUCGAGGAUUUGGAGGGGAGGCAGCAAGCGCUGCGGGCAGAGCAGCAAGCACUCAUAGUGCAGGCUGUCACCCACGGGCACCGGGGAGACUAG